AUGACUAGUUUAAUAGAUAAGAUUGAAAUGUUGAUAAAGCGAGAGAAAACAACACCUGACCGAAAAAAAGACGAUACAACAAAGUCAUCCAGUGAAAUACUCUCUGAACUUUUUAGUGCUUUUAAUGCGGACCCUCCGAAAAUUGAUGAUAUUGCUUUUAAAAAGGCCAAAAAAAGCAAGAAGAAACAUAAAAAGGAAAAGAAGAAACGCAGUCGAAGCGCCAGCGUUAGUAGUGAUAGUGAUUACAGUAGGAAACGUAAAAAGCGAAAAAAGAGUAAGUCUAAAAAACGUAAGGAGGAUGGCUCACCCUCACGCCGUCGUUCAAAAUCACCUAUAUCUAAAAAAGAAUUAAAGGUAAAGAUUAAAAACGAACUGGAUAAAAUAAAUCAAGAGGCGCCGGUUAAAGUUAAAGAAGAAUUGAAAAUCAAAACCGAACCGGUUAAGACAGAAGUUAUUAAGGACGAUACGAAUGACUCCUGUAUAGUACUGGACGAUGAUAUUGAUGCUAGUGAAAUCCCCAUGCCGGAAUCUCCGAUUGACAAGCUUAAAUCAGAUCUGAGAUCGAAAUUAGAUAAAAAACAGGAAAAUGUAGCAGAUAAUGACAAAACAAAAAGUAAAAUACAAAUUAAGAAUCUGAAGUUCAGUACGGUUUUCGAAGAAACUGUGAAAAAGGCUGAGGAGGAAGCUAAGAAGAAAAAGGAGAAAUUGGAAGAAGGAGAAUACACGGAUUCAUCGAGUAGUUCGGAUGGCGAUGAAGUAUCUAACUCACAGUUUCCUAAGUCAUCGGAUCUAGUCGGAAUAUUAAGACAACAGGCUGCUGAAGAAACUAAAUUAAUCGAAGAGCAAAAAACUGUAAAUAGAGUGAAAACUACAGAAAAAUCACAUAAAACUUCACAUAGAGAUAGGAGUCAACUAGUAGAAAACGUUCCAAAUCUCGUUCAACGUCACGUCACAGAAGACGUCACAGGAGUCGCUCCAAAUCCCAUCACAGAACCCGGUCGAGAUCCAGGCGGAGUCACUCAAGACAUCGAUCCAGAUCCAGGAGAUCCAGGUCGAGACAUCGAUCCACAUCGCGAUCCAGACAUCGAUCCACAUCGAAAUCUAGACAUCGCUCGUCAUCGAAAUCAAGACACAGGUCUCGACACUCAUCGAGACAUCGGCGGAGAUCUAGGUAAAUUUUCGCAUAUAAGGAUAUAUGGAUCUCCAACCGGCGUCCGUUUAGCCGACAGUGAAAAGAAGCGUUUGUUAGAAGUAGCUCGACGUAAUGCUAUUAACAUGUUGAAGAACGGCGCUGUUCCCGCCGGAGCAGCCGCCCUCCCGCCACAUACACGGAGUCAGGUCAUGGCUGCUAUACAGUCUGGAGGUAAAUCAGUGGAUGAAUUGACAGAUUUCUGUAAACAUUUAUCAAAGAAGGAAGCUCUGGGUGAGCUAUCAUCUGUGUCAUCCAAUGAUGAAGAUAUGUCAGAGAAUGAAGACACAAUAGCCUUCCACCAUCCAUUCCUGGUCAAGGAAAAAGCGCCCAUUAUUAUGAAUAUAAGGGGUGGCGCUCCAUUGCCGACCAAAACCAGUCUCCCUGUAGCAAAUAAAGAUGAACUACGACUACAGUUCCCUGUGUCAUCGGGAACACAGCAUAGAGAGAAAGCUGAUACAACGGAUAACGAAGAUAUGCAAGUGGCGAUCAUAAACAAUAAGCCAUCGAGUCCAUUGGCGAAAACAUGGGAACCAAUCGCCCUUCCAGCGCCCAAACCGGAUUAUUUAAAAGUGUUCACAGGUGGAAACAGUCUGAGCACAGUUCCUGCAUUGCCAGCCCCUCCAUCAACAAUAGACAAGGCAAAGGAUGUUGCAUCAAUAGUGUCAGAGAAGUUGUCUUUAAUAAGAAAAGAACAAGAAACUUAUGAAGUUACACCUACACAUGGGUUCGGGUUCAAGAAUUCAUCCCUGGGGCAAUUCACGGGGUCCACAGGAGCUCAAAUACUGACCCCAAGAGAACUAGCCAGCGGGGCUCAAGCGUGGGCUAAGAAGGAUCAGUUGGUGCGAGCUGCUCCCGUUGAAGGUGGGAUGGGAAUGCAUCUGCUACAGAAAAUGGGUUGGACUCCCGGUCGGGGUUUGGGCAAAGAGGGCACUGGGGCGUUACAACCCCUAUUGUUAGAGGUCAAGCUGGACACAAGGGGUUUAACGUCUAAAGAGGAGGUCAGUAACAGGCGUGGAAGGCACGUGAAACCGCAGCGUAUAGGUCGUCGUGGCCCGGCGCCGCUCGUGGCUGGAGGGAAACACCCUGUAUCACUUCUUGGUGAAUACUGUUCAAAACAGAAGCUCGGACCUCCGGAGUACAGUCUUUGCUUCGAAUGUGGACCAGAUCAUAAGAAGAAUUUCUUAUUUAAGGUAAAAGUAGCAGGUAUAGAAUAUCAGCCGGCCGUAGCAAGUGCUAACAAGAAACAGGCUAAAGCCGACGCCGCUCAACUAGCAUUGCAAAAGCUAGGAAUUGUAACAUAA
This is a messenger RNA of Danaus chrysippus (African queen), 2493 nucleotides long. NCBI's taxonomy places the organism in Eukaryota, Metazoa, Arthropoda, Insecta, Lepidoptera, Nymphalidae. The record is from the annotation of a GenBank genome assembly.